CUGGGGCGGUGGGAUUCUCCCGCAGGCUCAGAGCGCCGCUGGGGCAGGCGAGGAUGGGAGCCGGGCGAGGCAGCCUGGCGCUGGGGGCCUUGGCUUGGCUUUGGGGGGCCGCCGUCACGGCUGCCCUGCAAGAGAAGCCCGUCCAUCUCUUCUCCCAGGUCUUCUUUUGCCAGAGAGACCCUCUGCUUUUCAACUUGGCCCAGGCACUAGACAACGACCAGCUCUUCUGGUUCGACUUUCCCAAUUCCAGCUGGCAUGCGCGCCUGUCUGCCUUCCAUCCUGAGGUGCCAAGCCGGAUGCCCUUGGCCAAUGUCAGCGCACAACUUCAGCUCUGCAGGACGCUGCUCACAGCCCUCUCCAACUUCUCUGAUGAAUAUAUACAAAUGCCUGAAGCCAAAGGUAUCCCGCAGGUCUCCAUCUUCACUCGCCAUCCUCUCCAGCUGGGGAAACCCAACACCCUGAUCUGCUCCGUGACCAACCUCUUCCCGCCAUCAGCCAACAUCAGCUGGGAGAGGAAUGGGAAGUCGGUGACAGGGGAGGCCUCCACCACUCAGGCUUACCCGGUGCAUGCGCUGGAGUUUGACUUUGAGCUCUACUCGUACCUCGAGGUGACCCCCCAGGAGGGAGACGUGUACAGCUGCAGCGUCACGGCCGCGAGAGACACGCACAGCAGCCUGGCUUACUGGGUCCCCAAGGAUCCCGUUGCCUCCAGCUUCCUGGAGAACUUAGCGGGCGGAGUGGCCAUCGCCGUGGGGGCUGUGCUUGCUGUCUUGGGGACCUUCCUAAUUGUCAAGUCUCGCACAACCAGCAGUGCCGAAUGAGCUGCCACGUUCUCCCGCUGAAGGCCUCCGACCGCGCCUGGCUCUCCUGCCCUCGGCUCCACUGAACUCUGGCCCGAAGUGCCCUGUCCAGCCAAUGCCUUGUGGAUCUCUGGACCUGAACAACAGAGGGAAGGGCAUGCCAGCCAGGCUGUGCCCCUUUGGGCUGCUCCAUCCCCAGCCAGAGACGCCCCUCUCACCCCUACCAUGGGGCAGUCAGCCGAGGGGGUGGUUCCAGGCUUCCCCCUGCAGACACCCCCUCUCCUUGCCUGCCCCUUCUCCCUCCUGCCUCUUCUCAAAGCUCCAGGCAGGGCAGAGAGGUGCUACAGCAAUGCCCCCCCCAAAGUGGGUGGCUCUUCCGUGGCUGCCCCCAGUGCCAGCCAGGGCUCGCCCCACCCCUCCACGCCAGGGAGGCGUUCCUCAGUCUUUUGUGUGGAAACUCAGCCAGGUGUGGAUAAGAAUCUGGCUGUGCUCCGGAUUGGCUUUGAGGGGGGUCCGGUGGCCGAGGUGGGAGGGGGCCAGUCUGUCGGCUGCUCCUUUCAGCAUUGAAUAUCCUGGCCCAGAAGAGGGUCAGGCGCUCCUGCAAGCUGCCCGAGCACCUCCAAACCUCCCAGCGGAGAAGGUCUCCGCUCUGGCUCUACUUCGGAGGUCAACAACAACGGAAUCUCUGAGGAAAGGACUUGAGGGGGGGGCUGAGAUUUGGGGGGGGUUCAAUUGUUUUAAAAUGAACCUGUGCUUCAAAGGGGGGGGGUCAUAAUUAUAGCUCAAAACACUUUAACCCCCUUCUACCUUUCUCCCCCUUCUCUGUGGUGCUUGAAUCCAUGUCACAUUAAAAGUGCCUUAAUUUAAAAAGCCCUUUUCAUGAUAGGGUGGUGUUGUACGGGUGAUAAUUCCGUUGUGGGAGUCCCCCCCCUCCCCUUUGCACUUUACAGUCCCAGGAAGCGGGCGGGACAGUAAAUAUCACAGGGUCCUUUGGAAGAUGCAGCUCAGUUCUCUGAAUUGAUUUUUAAUAGCAAGACUCGAGCCCUCAAACCUGUAAAGCAAUAAUAAAAAGAGUGCCUCUGA
Molecule: messenger RNA, 1883 nt
Organism: Eublepharis macularius
Lineage: Eukaryota; Metazoa; Chordata; Lepidosauria; Squamata; Eublepharidae
Product: HLA class II histocompatibility antigen, DM alpha chain
Exons: 5
Coding region: 54-821 (255 amino acids)
Biological process (GO): antigen processing and presentation of exogenous peptide antigen via MHC class II; immune response; immunoglobulin production involved in immunoglobulin-mediated immune response
Cellular component (GO): MHC class II protein complex; membrane
Molecular function (GO): MHC class II protein complex binding
Source: RefSeq, a predicted model, not a curated record